Messenger RNA from Vitis vinifera (wine grape), 1758 nucleotides. Its product is annotated as dolichyl-diphosphooligosaccharide--protein glycosyltransferase subunit 1B. Gene Ontology annotation, cellular component: membrane; oligosaccharyltransferase complex. The transcript is spliced from 9 exons. The coding region runs from base 52 to 1452 and encodes 466 amino acids. The record is from RefSeq and is a predicted model, not a curated record. Lineage: Eukaryota; Viridiplantae; Streptophyta; Magnoliopsida; Vitales; Vitaceae.
GAAGGUCAAAACUCAAAAACCGAGUGGUGAGAGAAAAAGGAUCAAACGGCCAUGGCAGCUCCGCUCCGAUUUCGACUAGCCCUAGUCUUCUCAGUCUUCGCUCUUCUCUCACUGCUCGCCAGAUCCUCUUCUCAGGACCUUCAGAUCGCCAACGCCGAGCGUAGAAUCGACUUGACUUCGCAUAUCAUUAAGGUUUUCCUGACUCUGAAGGUUGAGAAUACUGGGGCAUCACCUGCUUCUGAAAUUCUUCUUGCUUUUCCACCUACACAAGUUGAUCAUCUUGCAGUUGUCAAAGCAGCAGCUACUGUGGGGAAACGGAAGAAGAAAACAUAUCAGCCACUUGAUGUAAACCCAUCUGAGCAACCUGAUUCUCCAAAUGGAACUAAAUACUUCUCUGUAUCUCUUCUCAAACCGUUAGGCAAGGGUGAAAGUGUUACUUUAGAAGUGUUUUAUAUAUUGACGCAUUCCCUGGAACCUUUCCCAGUGGAGAUAAGCCAAUCAGAGUCUCAGUUGGUGUAUUACCGUGAUAGUGCAAUAAUAUUAUCACCAUAUGCUAUUAAACAACAGACAACUUAUAUUAAGACACCAGGUACCAAGGUGGAAUCAUACACAAGAGUGGAUCCCACAAUCCACGCGGGUAAGGAAUUGAAGUAUGGGCCUUACGAUGAACAGCCUCCAUAUUCAUAUUCUCCCAUCGUCAUUCACUUUGAGAAUAACAAUCCAUUUGCUGUUGUUGAGGAGCUUGUGCGUGAGGUGGAAAUAUCUCAUUGGGGCAGCAUUCAGAUCACAGAGCAUUACAAGUUGGUUCAUGCUGGUGCCCGGCAUAAGGGAAUCUUUUCAAGGGUUGAAUAUCAGUCUAGACCAUCUAUCAGUGGUGUGUCUUCUUUCAAACAUAUUCUUGCGAGGCUACCCCCUAGGGUUCACUCUGUCUACUACCGAGAUGAAAUUGGGAAUAUCUCUUCAUCGCAUUUGCGUACGGAUUCUCGGAAGUCAGAAUUGGAAAUAGAACCACGGUAUCCUUUAUUUGGAGGUUGGAAAGCCACUUUUGUCAUCGGAUAUGGGGUGCCAUUGGAAGACUUCCUUUUUGAGUCAUCUGACGGCAGGCGCUACCUCAACUUUACUUUUGGUUGUCCACUUGUGGAGACCGUAGUUGACAAGUUGACAGUCAAAGUGGUGCUGCCAGAGGGAUCGAAAGAACCUUCUGCUGUGGUUCCUUUCCCAGUGGACCAACAUUUGGAGACCAGUUAUUCUUACCUUGAUGUUGUUGGAAGGACUGUGGUAGUUCUAGAAAAGAAAAAUGUAGUUCCUGAGCACAGUAUUCCUUUCCAGGUUUACUAUAAUUUCAACCCUAUUUUCAUGCUUGCAGAGCCAUUCAUGUUGGCUUCUGUCUUUUUCUUCUUCUUCAUGGCUUGUGUGGCUUACUUGCACAUCGAUCUUUCCAUACGCAAAUAACAAAAUGUCGAGAGAAUUCUCAAAGCUGAAACGGAUGACGCACAUCCACUUAUUUAGCAUGCUGUGACUGAGCACAUGACGGGUAGAGCUAGGACUCAAGCGUAAGUGAAAACAAAAAAACAUUUUGGGGGCAUUAAUUUGGAUAAUUUCUUCUGUUAGAAAUAGGUCACAAUUAGAAUUUUUGUCUCUGAAUUUGUCCCCAGUGAGAUGGAACUGAAGCCCCUCCAUCCAAGGUGAGCAUAAAAGUAUUGUCUUGAUUUAAGAAAUAUAUAAAGUUGCAGGAAUAUAUUGAGACUUAAAAGAAAA